AUGCAUCGUCUCACAAGACGACCAAGCGAGUCUUGUCCUCCCGAUCCCGCCCACCGUCCUCGUUCAGAGAUAAGUUCUCGACACGAUGACGGGAAGAGUUAUCGAAGUCACCGGCGACAGUCCUCCCCGGCGUUGACACAUCGCCGAAGAGAGAGCCAAAGAAAUGAAGACCAUAAAGAUGAUCCUGAAUCGGAAUUCGACCCCCGGGAUGUUUAUUACCUCACACACCCUCUUGAUCCGAACAGGGACAAGGAUGAAGAAAAGAGUCAAUGGGAUUUGGACCUGGAAGCAGGGGAUGCCAUGCCAAUAAAACAAAAAGACGGGCAUGAUGAAGAUGCACGCUCUACUCGUUCACGAGGCAGAACAAGACGACCAUCUACCAUUGGCACUCUCUCGCCGCGUACACGCUCACCAGUGGAUCGAAGUCGUCGCCAGUCAGUGCGACCAGGCCACGGAACAGGUCAUCACCGAAGAGAACCCAUACGAUCAAGACCGAGGCGAGAACCAGAUCAUGAAACAUCAGACUCCGAAACAGCUAUCUCUCCUCGCACCCGCCGACGCCGCGUCAACCGGUCACCAACACCUCCACAUAGAGGUUCAGUUAUUCACGACGUUUACUAUCCCCGUCCACGUCGAAGAUUCCGCACAACACCCUAUCACCACCUCAACUACACCGACGACGAGCGGGAAGAAGACACAUACCACAACAACUACCCCCGAUCCUACCACCGCCGCGCACACUCCAACCCUCCGUCCACUUCUUACCAUCACCAGUCCCGCCGUCCCUCGCUCAACCUCGCAACCCUCAAAUCCUCCCCCAAGACCGCCUCCCUCCUCAAAGCCGCCUCCCGCGCUCUCGAAGCCGGCGCCGCCACCGCUCUCAAACUCCGCAAGGACUCGCCCUCCACCCCGCUUUUCUCCGCACAAUCAGGCUCCAAAAUCGCUGCAGCAGCUCUCGGCGCCGCGGUCGUGGACGGGUUGAUUGAGCAUGAGCAGAGGCGCCAUCCGAAGCUGAUGCGGAAGGGCGGGUUGAGGCAUCAUGUGGUUAAGCAGGUGGUGCAGAGGGGGGUGGCGGGGUUGGUGGGAGGGAUCUUGGAGGAAGGUUUGGCUGGUGGUAAUAAUGGUGAUGGUGGGGAUGAAAAGGGGGAAGGGCGACAGAAAGGGGGACGGAGUGGGAGAAAGGAAAGUGUCAAGAGAGUUGCAAAGGGGAUGGUGAGGGAUUACGAAAAAUGGGAGAAGGGGCAGGUCGAUGAUGGAAAGGGAACGGGUGGGAAGGAAGAAAAGGCGGGGAAGAUUGAGAGGGGAAGAAGGGAGAGUCGUGAAGAGAGGGAGAGAGACACUGGUGGAGAGGAAAGAAGAAGGGAAAGGACGAGGGAGAGGGAGAGGGGGAGGGAGGAAACCGUUCGUGGAAGGAGAAGGUAG
This is a messenger RNA of Neurospora hispaniola, 1422 nucleotides long. RefSeq lists its product as uncharacterized. Lineage: Eukaryota; Fungi; Ascomycota; Sordariomycetes; Sordariales; Sordariaceae. The record is from RefSeq and is a predicted model, not a curated record. The transcript has 2 exons. The coding region runs from base 1 to 1422 and encodes 473 amino acids.